GGCGCGGGAAACACCCCCGCGUUGGUGAACAGUUUGUUGACUUCGCUGUGCAACAUUUCGCCCUUCUUUAGGGGCGCGGGAAACACCCCCGCGUUGGUGAACAGUUUGUUGACUUCGCUGUGCAACAUUUCGCCCUUCUUUAGGGCUCCGUCGCGCGUGGUGCGCGUGGUGAGUCCCUUGAGCGGGGGUUUCGAGGGUUUGGAAGGAGUGGAUAUUUUCGAAAGGGUUUUGAGAAGUAUCAAAAAAGAAAAUAGUGUUUUGAAAGCUUUGGUGGUUACGCAAACCCUCGAGGGUUUGCUGCCUGCAGCAGAAAGAGGAGACAUUUACCUCCAGUUCCCCACCAAGGCCCAGGCCGACAAGUGCAUUCUCUCGUUUAGCGGGCGGCUGUUUGAGGGGCGGCCUUUGCUGCUGGAGCGCUUCAACGAAGCAGUGUGGGGCCAAAGCAUGCAGCAGCACGGGUUGUCUCUUGUUGCUGCGCUGCUGCGGAAGUUUGUGGGAGAGGCAGAGCAGCAGCAGCAGCAGCAGCAGCAGCAGCAGCAGCGGCAGCAGAAGCAGCUGCAGCAGCAGAAGCAGCUGCAGCAGCAGCAGCAGCAGCUUGCGCAGCCGCUGAAGCAGCAGCAGCAGAAGCAACAGCCGCAGCAGCAACAGCAGCUCCAGAAGCAGGAGCUGCAGCAGGAACAGCAGCAGCAGCAGCAGCAGCAGCAGCAGCAGCAGCAGCAGCAGCAAGUGGAGAUAGAGAAGCUGGAGGUUCAAGGAGACUGA
Molecule: messenger RNA, 762 nt
Organism: Eimeria necatrix
Lineage: Eukaryota; Apicomplexa; Conoidasida; Eucoccidiorida; Eimeriidae
Exons: 4
Molecular function (GO): nucleic acid binding
Source: RefSeq, a predicted model, not a curated record